AUGCUGGGUCUCUUGCGCAAAGCUCGCGGCAAGAACGCCGCCGAGGCCACCGACGUUGUCGAGUCUGAUGGCGAUGAAAAGCUCAGCGGCUCGAGCUCUGUCGGUAGUCUGCAGGUGCCCGACGACCAGGCAUGGAUCAGUGCUCGUGAGGGAUACCAAGUCAUGGCGACUUACCUGUGGAAGUCGUGCAACGGUCGACGUCUCUUCUCGGAGAACCCGGAGAUGGCCAGUGCCGUGGCCAUCCGCUACGCCAAGGACCAGUACGUGGUGUGCCCCGCUCAAGAUGAACGCGUCUCGACGUUUUGUCGUUCGGUGGCCAUUCUUAACUGCGAAGUAGCCAUCACCAUCACUUCGCCGGUCGUGACUGCGAUCAACAGCCGUAUCGCUCCGGGCACUGAGCAGAUCCCCAUCACGUCUUCGCAACACAUCCAGGUGGUCGACACGAUGGAACAGCUUGCCGGUGCACGAAAGGCACAAAACGCCUGCUUCAUUCGCAAGGAGGGUACCGUGGUCAUGUGGUGUGACCAGGUCGAGCAGCUCGAAGCGCAAGCUCAGGAUCUCGAGGACAAGAUGAUCAAGUUUGUCUGGAAGAGUUCGUACUCGAACAACACUUCCAACUUGGUCGCUUCCUCGUCGAGCAAGAGCACGCUGGACAGCGCCAUGAGCGAAUUCAACAUGAACCAGGCCAAGUACCGCUCGAUGACCAGUUUUGGCGGCUCGACCCCAAAGGGAAGCGCACCCGGCUCGGAUGCCGGCUCGAACCCUUUCUCGUCCAAUUCAGGAGAGGGCUCACCUCGACACUCGACAUUCCUCCAGGCUACGGGUGCCGACCCGGAGAAGCAAGAGGCUGUCAAGGAACGUCAGCUGUGCUACCAGAGCCCCAUGCUGCACGGCCUGGCCAUCGGUCUCGACGUACUCUUGUGCUUCCUGUUCAUCUCGAAGCUGCUGAGCUACUCGCUGCUUGACGGCAAUUGGAUGCGCAUGACGAUCGCCGCCGCCACGCUGGGCAUGUUCCCCGUGGUCAUGUUCUUCUGCGACAACAUCCUCAGCGUCGUGUUUCAGAUCUUGGCUCCCAUUCGACAGGUUCACCAGAACUCGCGCUACUACUCGGGUAAAGCGCCCCAACGCAUGGCUGGCGCACUCCCGCACAUCACGAUCCAAAUGCCCGUGUACAAGGAGUCGCUGCAGGGCGUCUUGAUGCCCACGAUCGAGUCGGUCAACAAGGCGAUCAGCACGUACGAGCUUCAAGGUGGCACUGCUUCGAUCAUCGUUUCCGAGGACGGAAUGCAGCUGCUGAGCCAACAGGAGCAAGCUGUCCGCCACGAGUACUACGAACGGAACAACAUUGGCUGGGUGGCUCGACCGGGCCACGGCGUCGACGACUACGUUCGCAAAGGUCGCUUCAAGAAAGCGUCGAACCUCAACUUUACCUGCCGACUUUCGCUUGCGGUCGAGAAGAUGAUGGCGCAGGAACGACCUGCCGAGAAGCUCGAAGAGUGGACCGAAGCCGACGAGACCGAGCUUUACCAACGCUGCCUGUCGGUCUGCUUGCCCGAACUACAUCCUCUGGCGCAAGCUCGCGGCAACGUUCGCAUUGGUGACCUGAUCCUGCUGAUCGACUCGGACACGCGUGUGCCCGAAGACUGCCUGCUGGAUGCCGCUUCCGAGAUGGUGCAGUCACCGGACGUUGGCGUGCUGCAGCACUGUUCCGGCGUGAUGAUUGUGUCGGACAGCUACUUUGAAGCUGGUAUCGCCUUUUUCACGCGCAUGGUCAACUUCUCGAUCUCGUACAUGGUUGCUGGCGGCGACGUGGCGCCCUUCAUGGGUCACAACGCCUUCCUGCGCUGGUCGGCGAUGCAAGAGGCAUCGUUUGUGGAUCCCGAAGAUGGAGUGCGCAAAGUGUGGUCCGAGUCGCACGUGUCCGAGGACUUUGACAUGGCGCUUCGUCUGCUGAUGAAGGGCUACAUUACGCGAUGGGCGACCUACUCGAACAACGGCUUCGAAGAAGGAGUCUCGCUCACCUGCGAUGACGAGCUGAACCGCUGGCAGAAGUACGCGUUUGGAUGUUCCGAGUUGAUCUUCAACCCGCUCUGGCAAUGGCCUUACCGUGGGCCGUUGACCAAGCUCUUCCGAACGUUCCUUUGGAGCCGCACGCCGAUCCACUACAAGUUUGCAGCAUGCUCGUACAUCUUUUCCUACUACGGUAUCGCGGUGUCGCUUCCGCUGACGGUGAUCCUGUUCUUUGUGCAGGGAUGGUUCGCGCCGAUUCUGGAGCCCAACUUCCUGGCACCGUUCUCGGUGUGGGUCUCGGUGAUGAUCGUCUUCUUCGCCGGUGGCAACGUGGCUUCGAUCCUGGCCAAGUACCGAGCCAAAGUGGACACGCUUUGGCACCUGACCAGGGACCAUCUCAAGUGGUUCGGCUUCCUGUUCCUCUUCUUUGGCGGACUGUCGUACCAUGUCAUGACGGCGCUGCUGUCGCACCCGCUCGGGAUCAACAUGAGCUGGGGCGCGACCAAGAAAGACCUGGAGGACAGCAACUUCUUCUUGGAGGCGCCGCUGAUCUUCAAGCGAUUCUGGAAGGUGCUGAUCAUCGGCGUGGUCUCGAUCGGAGCGGUGAUCGUGUUCCAGAUGCCUCACCUGCUUCCGCUGCAAUGGCAGAUCCAAGGAUUCAGCAUCUUCUUCCCGCUGGUGCUCGUGUCGUCGCUGCACCUGAUGUACCCGAUUGCGCUCAACCCUGCGCUCCUGCGAUUCUCGUUCUAG
Sporisorium graminicola is the source of this 2760-nucleotide messenger RNA. RefSeq lists its product as uncharacterized. The transcript has a single exon. The record is from RefSeq and is a predicted model, not a curated record. NCBI's taxonomy places the organism in Eukaryota, Fungi, Basidiomycota, Ustilaginomycetes, Ustilaginales, Ustilaginaceae. Bases 1 to 2760 code for a protein of 919 amino acids.